Messenger RNA from Phaedon cochleariae (mustard beetle), 451 nucleotides. The record is from the annotation of a GenBank genome assembly. Lineage: Eukaryota; Metazoa; Arthropoda; Insecta; Coleoptera; Chrysomelidae.
AUGAAUAUUAAUAAAUCAUCAAUGGUCAUCAGAAAUAUUUUUUACAAUCAAUACAAUAUGUCAAAACCAACAUCAUCUGAAGUAUUAACAAGUUAUAUUAAACAAUGUCAUGAACCUCCAUGGACAUCAUACUUUGUAAAAUAUUCUGAUGUGAGAGAUGACCAAUGGGGAAAGUCUCACUUCAACUGGAAAGUUUGUGAUUCCAAUUAUCAUAUCUUGAGAACAGGUUGUUUUCCAUACAUAAAAUAUCACUGCACUUAUAGUUGGUUUUCAUGAAUAUAUGGUCAAUAUUUACAAAAAAUUAUUAUAAUUAUCAUUUUCAGGUUUACCAUGCCUCGCAUAUGGAAUUGCUGCUAUAUUCUUGAUAAAGCAUACUGAAACCGUUCAAACGGGAAAAGGAGACGUGAAUAUUUAUUUUUUGUAUCCAGAAGAUAAAGGAUCUUUCUUCUAA